Molecule: messenger RNA, 1556 nt
Organism: Umbelopsis ramanniana AG
Lineage: Eukaryota; Fungi; Mucoromycota; Umbelopsidomycetes; Umbelopsidales; Umbelopsidaceae
Exons: 4
Coding region: 406-1326 (306 amino acids)
Source: RefSeq, a predicted model, not a curated record
UUUUGUUGGCCUUUGUGGUUGGUUCGCUCAGUAGGCUUUGACCCUAUGGCCAUGUAAGGGUUGUUUGCUGGUCAAAUGCUUGGUAACGUUGGAACGAAUGAGUAAGUUGGGAGGUAAGCUACGAAAUUGAAAUGAUGAUGAAAGGCAGGCAUUGCCGAUAUAGUAUGUGCAAUCUUGGAGGAUGAUCCUACAUAGCCAAGUGUGUGCAGUACAAAGUUGUUAUUAUAAUUUUGUUGUUAUGUGCAAUGCCUGUUCUCUAUACGCUUACACUAAUGUGAGCUCACGUAUAUUGCGCGCUGAGACUGAUUAGAUAAUUGUUUGUGCUGUUUAAGUUCUGAGUUUGCUAGCUGAUUUUUGACCCCCACAUAUAAGACAUGAGAGUCGGAUAUAGUAUUUUCAACUGGUAUGGCAAACAUAGAUCAUCAAGAUCUUCGAUGCCGCAACUUUAGAUCUACAUUUUCUGCAGACAGGCUACGGAAGUCUGAGGAUAUAUUUCGUAUUCACAAUGUACGGGAUCGUCAUAUUCGAUCGCAUCGCCAGCCAUAUGUGCAAAAAACAGUAACGACAACAAUACCUACAUCUAUAAUGAACAGCUGCAAUGGGGCGCAACAGUAUGAAGCUUCUAUUCAAUGCUCACAUAUUCAUACGUUCCAUGCCACGUUACAACGAUGGCAGGCACAGCCUACGUUAGUAACCAAUCUGCUCCUGCUUGGCUUGUUUGAAGAAGAAAAAUGGGAUUCUGCCAACAUUCAGGGCGAAUCAAAAGGCAUUGAUGUCAUAAUCAACAUCACUUUGACUGUAAAUAGUAACUAUAUGCAAGACUCUUUUACACUUGGAGAUAUUCGAUGCAUGAAGUCGUUGUGGAGGUCUUGGGUACGCGACGGAAUGAUGCACUUCACUGGUCUGUAUUUUGCUGUUUUGGGGGGUGCCUAUAGCUCUCUUGCAAAAGCAAACAGUCGAUAUGCUUUGAAAGCAGGAUCUCUAGCAAUACGUCAAAUACAGCUUGCGCAGAAACUGAACGAUACUGUUCAAGAAUGCAAAUGCUGGCUUUAUUAUGCAGAAGAUUUAAUUCAUCUUGGUAAAUUGGCAAAGGCUCGAAGGAUUUUGAGAAAACAAUAUCGAUUUGCGUAUGACAAUCAAAAUGAGCUGGUAAGUAGAUACCUGAAUAUUGCCUUAUUCAUCACAAGCAGACUAAACCAUUUGCAUUUAAAGCUCGAGAAAAUGUGCCAAUCUGUAGAUAACAAGUUGAAAGUUGCGGAAGAAGUAAGAAAGUCUGAAGACAUGCAAACUCAUCUCGUGCGCCGAAUGGAUUCAAUUUCGAUAUAAUCGCACUACCUUUAUACGAUCCACAUAGGUUCUAUGGUCGAAAUUCACUUUUACUUGCUUCAAGCCAACAGAUAGGUUGUAAUUUUUACGGUGAUCUGUAGAUGGUUUUGCUGUAGUUAUAUAUCCCGUAUUCGUAUGGACCUUAGAUAAUGAUCGAAGUUUAUGAUAGCUGGAAGAAACUAGUCGUCAACAUUAUAUUCGAACUAUAUGUCUUCAAUGUCCAAUAAAAG